UAUUUAAGUUGAAAAAAGUACUUUUAUUAUAAAAAAAUUAAAAUCAUAUAUAAAAGAAGCGUCAAAAGUUUUUCAUUAUAUUUUAUGUUAAUUUUUGCUUUGUGAGCGAUGAGUUUAAAAACAGAGGCUUUGAACCGACAUAAUGAGUAUCGUAAAAACCAUGGUGUGUGUGCUUUAACAUGGUCUGCAAAACUACAUUCAUGUGCUCAGAAUUGGGCAAAUAAUCUUGCAAAAAAAGGUUACCUGCAACACGAACAACAAAAUUUAUACGGAGAAAAUAUUGCAGUUAUGAAAGGUUCAGAGUUGAACGGAUAUAAAGCUACUGAUAUGUGGUACAAUGAAAUAAAAGAUUACAACUUUAACAACCCUGGAUAUAACUCACAAACUGGUCACUUUACUCAAGUUGUUUGGGCAGAUUCAAAAGAGUUUGGAAUUGCGAAAGCGGUUUCUUCAGACGGAACCGAAUUUGUGGUUGCAAGGUAUUUUCCGCCUGGAAAUAGUUUGCAAAUGUUUAAAGAAAACGUCAAACCUUUAACAAAAACUGCAGUUAAUAAAGAAAAUGAACCUAUGCGGAAAAAACCAUUAGAACCAAAACCACAGCCCACUAAACAAAGUAAAAAAAGUGAAAAACGUGAUUGUAUUAUAUUAUAAGUUUAACAGAAUAUUUAAUUUUUUUUUUGA
This is a messenger RNA of Hydra vulgaris (swiftwater hydra), 681 nucleotides long. Its product is annotated as Golgi-associated plant pathogenesis-related protein 1. Gene Ontology annotation, cellular component: extracellular region. The record is from RefSeq and is a predicted model, not a curated record. Lineage: Eukaryota; Metazoa; Cnidaria; Hydrozoa; Anthoathecata; Hydridae.